AUGGGAAUAGACAUUGUCAACUUCUACAGCAGCUAUGGUAGUUAUCACAGCAAUAUAGUGAACAAGGCCAUACAUUUGGUGUGUAUUCCACUCAUUUUGCUAUCAGCUGUUUAAAUUACGAACCAUUACUCAUUCACCAUUGACACAGGCUGUUGUCAAUUAAACUUUGGUUUAAUAAUGCUGUUCGUUCUUGCUCUAGUCUACAUGACUGUGGACCUGGUCAGUGGAAUUCUUGCUUCAUCAUUUUAUAUCGCAGUCACGCUAUUCCUCAAUUAACGCUUCGCCAAUAGCGAUGAGGCUCAAUGGAGUAAUCACUUGUUUUUGGCCACUACCUUCCAAGUCGCUUGUUGGAUUUUGUAGUUUAUUGGACAUGGAGUUUUCGAAAAACGUGCACCUGCUCUUUUGGACAACAUUCUGUAGAUCUUUGUGGCCCCAGACUUCGUGUUCUUGGAAGUAUUGUUCUUUUUGGGUUACAAGCCCCAAAUUCACAAGGCUUGUCAGACCCAGAUUGAAAACAGUAUCAAACAAUUCAGAAAUUCGAAGAAAGAAAUUUGA
Molecule: messenger RNA, 555 nt
Organism: Paramecium tetraurelia
Lineage: Eukaryota; Ciliophora; Oligohymenophorea; Peniculida; Parameciidae
Exons: 4
Biological process (GO): sphingoid catabolic process
Cellular component (GO): endoplasmic reticulum
Source: RefSeq, a predicted model, not a curated record